UGUUAUUUUUAUUUUUUUUAACCAAUUGGAUGAUCCUUGUUUGGAUUUCAUUUGGCUAUCAAACUACUGGACAAAUUUGACUAACUCACAUCUCUUGACAAAAAAGUCGUGGUCCUUUCCGUAGUUGAUCGAAAUCUUUUAUGACUGAUACGGGUAAAUAGUCAAGGUACUUAUGCUUUGACAUUGAAUACUGCGUUUUACGGAAGCCCAGUUGGUGAGGGAUACCGGAAAUUAUGGUUUGACCUCGAAUUAACUUUUGUAGUGUGUGUUCCGCAAGGUGGAAAAGACUAAGGGAAACAACAAGUUGCGUGCAAGAACUGCUCGAGGAUUAUUACCCAACCAACAGACACAAAUGYCGGUACCUAUGGAAGGCAUUUGUUAAACGACGCUUAAUUCUCUUGUGAAUUGAAAUCAUUCAUUAUUUUUGUCUUCCUAAGUGGAUCCAGUUUGUAUUUACUUAGGAGUAACAAUCGUGCGCGUGAGAGCGUGGCAUUUACGCACUUAGAUGCAAAACCAACAAGCCUGCAAUCUAGGAAUCUGCAAGGAGAUUGAUCGAUGGUGGCAACAACGGCUGCCAUUGGAUGCGCAACUCAAUCAUUCUUUCUUUUUUUUUUUUUGACGGCAGUUCAACACGAACAACAUGGUUAUCUUUUUGGAUGGACUUAUGCAUCCUUUUGUGGUGUGCCGAAAGGGGUAUUUAACUCGUAGCAAAGAAUCCCAGGCAUUCAAAGCGGCUUGUUUUAUGAACAUAAUACGGCAACUACACAUCAGUGGAUUCCAUGGCGCAUAUCCGUGAAGUUUAUUCCUGAAGUAGAAUCUAUUCUAAAACCUGGCUCAUACCAGGUGCCUCGCAUGUGGAGUGUAUGAAAUCUUCAGGAAACGUCACAAGCACCAAUAAUAGUAAUUGUCGAUAUGCACCCCAUUGGAAUGUCAUACUUUAAUAGUCGGCACUCGGGCCUUUCUUCAGAGGUUAACAAUUAUCGUCCAACACUAAUUCACGUCUGGGGUAGAAAAGAGAUAUUAAUAAGCUGUCGGCAGUCGCGCCUUUAAUACAUUCUUAUACUGUGGUCCAAACACAAUGGUGGAGAACGGAAGGAAGGCCUUCGUAUUCACGCUACGAGAACACAUGACUUGCUAAGUUUCUAAACGUAACGACACCAUGUCGGUACUUCGGUCAUGACGAUACAAAUUGCACCAGACACUCAUUGGAAUCAUCAUUAUCGUCUAUCAUCUCAAGAGGAAUGGAGCUCGCAAUCAUCAAGUUCAUGUGUUUGUCAGUUUUGAUGGGUUUACAGAUGGUAACCUCAUCUUCGAAGGUGAUUAAGAAAAUAGACUCCCACAUCGCUAAACAAGCAACAACUAAAGGAGUUCUGCGGCAUCGUCCAACUACUCCUGCGAAACCACAACAUAACGAAUCCGAUUGGACGAGAAUUUCUAGGCACCCAACCAACUAUGCAAUUGUCAAAAUGUACUCCAGGACAGGAUACUUCCUAGAAAUUCCUUCUUCAAGAAAAAUCCAAGGCACAAAACAUCGUCACAGCAAGUUUGCUAAUUUAAUCAUGGAGUCAGUCGGUAAAAGUAUCGUACGGUUUAAAGGUCAAUUAGCACAGAAAUACUUAGCAAUGAAUGCAUAUGGAAUUCUUUAUGCAACACAAACCUUAAAUGACGAAUGUCUUUUCAAAGAAAAGCUCGAAGAAUCAGGAUUUCACACAUUUUCUUCAAAUGAAUACAGUGGAUCCAACAGCAACAACCAGAACAAGGAACUAUACGUGGCAAUCAAGAAAAAUGGUAAAGCAAAACAUGGUGUUAAUACAGCCAAACGACAACGAGCCGUGCAGUUCAUUGUGCUACGUAUAUUUAGAUGAUAGUGGUAUAUAUAACUAGCAAGAAGACAAUCGGCUGACAUACUUUGACCGAAAAUGUUGAAAUAUUGUGCGACGAUCGAUCGACUUGUUGUGAAGAUAGAGUUAAUAUACGAAAUCAUAUAUUAYCGUAGGUAUGAGAUCUGUUAAAUUAUAGAUCAAUAGGCCUUUUUCUUCAGGGUGCGCUUUUCGUUCUCCAAACUUUUACUCCUGCACCGAAUUGUUUUGGGCCGGAUAGGAUAGGAAACUACUUCUGUCUUCUUAAAGUUUGGAUGCGCACGCAACCCGGAGCCUGCAGUCCUCCAAGUCAGCAACGGGAAAUGAAAAUUGCUGACCGGGAGGAGCGCAGGCUCUAGAUAMGAGAUUGCACACACAACCUUUAUUACAAAAUAUUUUGCAUCCGAGAAAGUUUUGGCAGUCAGCAUCGAAUUAUCAGCUUUGUCGGUUAUAUUAGCCGUGUUUUAGAAAUCCUUUAUUAAAUCAAUUAUGAAACUAAUUAUCAAAACGAACAGUUUUUAAUGAGCAGAAAACAGUCGCAGUCAUGAAUAACUGCAACAUUCAAUCCUUAAAUGGURUUAAACGGCUGUCUCUAAACCAAUCAAAGAGCGAAAUGAUUGUUUUCAACCAAUCAUAGUAGUGCUUGAUUACCGAAGCCAUUUGGGUGUCAUGGUUACCCAGGGUUUCCCGCUUAUACAAAACCUGCUCUAUUUAUUGUUCAUGUGUUUGUACAUAUACAUAUAUAAAAUAGGAAUGUAUAUAAAGAAGCAAGGGAUGUUUAUGUCACGUGAUUSGAUUUUGGCGGGAAAAUUAGUAAGUGCAGUCACAAUUAGUUAUAGUCAGGGAUGAAGAAAUUGCAAAAAUGGCAUCUAUCUCAGUACCAAAGUCAACACAUCUUUCCAGCUUUUGCUUUUGYAUAUAGAGGCUUUUCGCGCACCAUCACGUGAUGGCAGCCAUGACCGGAGGCAGGGAUAAUUGAAUCUGGUUUAAUCUGAUUUAUGUGAGACAGAAUUCAGGAAAGACUAUAUUCGGUUGGCCUCCUGUGGACCCUCCUCUCAUGGUUACCAUCCCGCGAUGGUUCAAAGCKGCCAUUCCAGAAAACAUACACCAUGAAGUUCCUCUAGUCUAGGGAUAAAUAUGUGCCUUAUCCAUGCACUACCAGAGGAAAAAUCUCUAGGACUUAUUUUCCUGCAUAAUGGCCAUGCGGUCAAGUAUGAUGUAAAGGUAAUAUAAGAGAGAGAGGAUAAUGAAUGGAUGAUAGUUAAGUGAUUAAAUGCUGGUAAUAUUAUGCGACUUAUCACAUAAAAAGGACAAAAACUCAA
Messenger RNA from Actinia tenebrosa (Australian red waratah sea anemone), 3181 nucleotides. RefSeq names its product fibroblast growth factor 1. Gene Ontology annotation, molecular function: growth factor activity. The record is from RefSeq and is a predicted model, not a curated record. NCBI's taxonomy places the organism in Eukaryota, Metazoa, Cnidaria, Anthozoa, Actiniaria, Actiniidae.